Molecule: messenger RNA, 1539 nt
Organism: Camellia sinensis
Lineage: Eukaryota; Viridiplantae; Streptophyta; Magnoliopsida; Ericales; Theaceae
Source: RefSeq, a predicted model, not a curated record
CAAAGCCCGCCACCCCAUCAUCUCUCUCUCUCUCUCUGCUUUCUUUAACUCAAUUCAAAUCCUUCUUUUCCCAUUUGCUUUUCUUCUCAACUGUUAUUCCCUUUUACCAGUGUCUCAAAAUUCAACAAAACCCAAUUUCUUAUUCUCACUUUUUCACCUAUCCAACAUGAAGUUCUUGUCUUCCUCUUCAUCCUCAACCCCCACCACCACCACAUUUAGUGGCAGUAAAGGCAACUCACUGGCAACUAUGUUAAGACAAUUUCUUUGCUUCAAUUGUCUCCCCACCCACCCCUCAGAUCAAUUCAAAGACACUGGCUUCAAUUUAGAGUCUAACAAGUUUGGAGGCUGGGAAACAGAGGAGAAAAUUGAGGGAAAAGAAACUCCAGGGAUUGUGGCGAGGCUAAUGGGUUUGGAAUCCAUGCCACUGUUCGAUUUAGCUAAGGCCCAAUUGACUCCUAAUUCGAUUGAGCGAAGCGGAUCGAUGGAUUAUGAUUCUUGGACUGAGAAUGAGUCGAUGCAGGGGCAUCGUGGGCGUGUGGGGACUUCCUUGUCUUUUCGCCAACUUCCGAGUUUCUUGGAGCUAGAAAAUGAUGAGUUUUUUGUUAUAAACUUUGGGAAUGGAGGUAAAAAUAAAGAAUUUAGAUCCAAAGAACGUAGAUCGGAGACGGGUUCUGGAAAAUUGAAGCGAAGAAAAGCAGAGAGAUGCAAGAGAAAGUGUGAGAAAUUGAAGGAAAAUCAAGAGCCUAACAGGUUGAUCAAUCACGAGGCUACACAAGAGGUGGUCUGCAAUGGUGAAGGUAAAGAUGCAAGUGAUGUUCUUCGUCCCACCAACGACUGUAACUGUAAUUCAGACGUUGAGACAGAGGAUGUAAAUCAAUCGAAACCCAUAAACAACAGAGAAAGGUCUAAUGGAGCGAAACAGAGGAAGGAAAAAGAAGAGAGUGUCUCUGCAGCGAAGGUCGAAACAGAGUGUAACUCAGAGAAUUCAAGCCCUGUUUCUGUUCUGGACUUUGUUGAAUCUAUUCUUGAUCCCGAAGAAAUUCCUACAUCAGAGGAAGAUGCAAGGUCGACAACAGGUUCAAAUUUCAGAAGGAAGUUAUCAGCAGAGCUUGAAAAUUUCGAGCAGUCGCCUCCAUCUCCGUGUAAACCCAGUACUAGUUCGAGUAGUGAUGUUCAGAGAAGGAAAUUGAUUCAUGGAAAAUGUCACGGAUCGAAGAAAAAAGAUUACCAGAGAGGGAACUAUGUGGAGAUGUGGAAUGAAAGCUGCAAAAUGGCUGAAGAGGCCAUGAUGGAAUCGAAUUGGGUAUACAGAGAAUUGUGGAAGGUAGAAGAUUUUAAAGGUGUUGGUGUAGAGUUUGGGUUACAAAUUCUUGAAACAUUGUUAGGUGAGCUGGUAGAUCAACUUGUUGAGGCCUCCCAUGCAAAAUUUUGAUCUGUAACACACUUGAAAGAUCUGUACAUCUCUUUUCGGCUAAACCAGAGAUUUUGUAAUUUGUACAUUAUAGUGAAAUUUAAAGAAAGUAAAUCUUCUCCACCAAA